AUGGGAACAUGGCACCGUUACAAACUGGGCCAGGCGCAAUUUACGAGCUGGCUGAAGCAGACGGCUGGAAAACUCGUGAGCCGUAAACCGGAUCCCGACGCAGGAACCACCGAGACCGAGAAGACCGAGAACGCUGCACCACAGCAAUCACGUCGCCAGAAGAAGAAGGCCAAAGCCAUCGGCAUCAACCUUGCCCCAUUGGAGGUGCUCGCCCAGCGCAUCACCGACAAUGCACAACCCGAAGACAUUCCCCCUGCGGCGCUCAAUAUCCUCCACGACGUCGUCAGCUUGCGCAAGAAGACCUUCCAGUGGUUUACCAAGUCAGCUCAGGACUCCAAAGAUGAAAAAGUGAGGCAGAGCAAUGCUGCCCAUGCUCGCAUCAUCGCCGUGCUCGAACGAGUCUUGUCCAAGCUUGAAGCCCUUGUGAAGUCCGGCACAGGCGCGCAGCGCAGAAGCGAGCAGAAGAACGACUCGAAGGUUACAACGAACAAUCUGAGCAACUUGUUUGCUCUUCUCGAGGUCCAGACUGGCCCAGACGGUGCUGACGAUGCUGUCAAUGCGGCGUCUGUCGACGAAGCCCAGGAUGGCACGGCACUCUCUGCGGCCGACGCACAACCUCAGAAAGGAGGCAAGAAAAAGGCUGGGAAGAAGACGCAAAAGCUCAGAAAACCUGACCAACGGACGGAACGGGCAGUGGUGAAGAGCAAGAAAGCUUGGGUCGACAGCAUCGAUUUCGGAGAAAUACGGGAGGAGGACGAAGAAGAUGAAUUCGAUCUCUACAUGAUGAUAUAUUGCUUCUCCGAAGACUUCAACACCAUCAGGAACCACGUCCGCGAGCGUUGGUGCGACUACUGGUAUAACCGGUCUCAGGACCUCGACAAGGAGCUUCGGAUGCGUGGGCCGAAGCUUAAGAUGCGCGGCCCGGAGCUUCUGAAGUACCAGUGGAUGAUGAACAUGCUUUUCAUCGAGUUCGGCGUCGAGCAUGCCGAUUACGAUUCCUACGACGACCUCGACGAAGAAGAGUCCAACGAGCGCAUUUGGCGAGAUGAAUCCGACUGGCUCGCCCUGUCGUCUUACUACACCCCGGGGGAGGUGUUGACAAGGGUCCCUCCCGGGAAGGUGCCAAUGAUUGCCCUAUCUAAUCGUUCCCCCGUUGUAUACGGCGCCAACAAUGCCAAAGAAUGGAGGGUCUUCGAGGACCGAGUCGCCCGAGAUCUCAUCCUCGAGAGCGCUCAUCUGAAGGCACUCAAGAAGAACAGGCAGGAGUAUUUCCAGCUGCCGUCCGAAACCACGCUCUUGUUCGGCCUUCAGGAGUGCCUAGAGUGGAAGGACUUUGACUCAGCCCUCAUCUUCUCCCUUCACCUUUGGGUAGACAUCCGUUACAUCACCGAAACAGAGCAUGUCAAGCCCUUUGAGCAGCUGCAGAUCACCGCCGCGCAGCUCAAAGAGAAACUUGAGAGGCACCCGCGCUCAGACUUCCAGUUUAAGGGCAAGAAGGCCCGGCUCAGACAGAUGGGCAUCCAGGAGGAUCCCGAGCCCUACUUCCCGCUGAAGAACGAACCGGUCUGGGCGGGGCUUCUGGAUUUCCACGCUAGGCUGGUCUACAGUCAGCUGGGCCAUGAGUUCGUCUCGCUCAGCGGUGUCGUAGACGCCGCCGCCUACCUGUAUCAUGCUGCCCUUGCCAUGGACCCGAGCCUUCCGGGGUGGGAAGACAUGGACCGGUACGUGGCGACAUAUCUGGAGGAUAGUCAGUUCAGGCGGGGGCUGCAAGCGCAACAGGGCGCUGCUGCAAUAAUCCGCAGUUUCGAGAGAUCGCCAACCAUCGAGCGCGAAAAGGGCAACGUUGCGGAGCACGUUGCGGAUCGCAUCUGGAACCCGAAGCACUUUGCGCCGGAGAUAUUUGUGCGGAAAGGGUCUCUAUUACUGCUAUGCAUUUGAGGAGCAACAUAUCCCUUUCGUGCACUAUUUCCAAGAGCUCGUCGAGGGGCACUACCGUCGGGUUGAUGGCGGUUGACCGGAGCAGGUCCAGGUCGAGCUGGGCCUCAUUGACUCCAGUCAUAAGACCGGUUC
Messenger RNA from Chaetomium strumarium, 2070 nucleotides. RefSeq lists its product as uncharacterized. NCBI's taxonomy places the organism in Eukaryota, Fungi, Ascomycota, Sordariomycetes, Sordariales, Chaetomiaceae. The coding region runs from base 1 to 1938 and encodes 645 amino acids. The transcript is spliced from 4 exons. The record is from RefSeq and is a predicted model, not a curated record.